UUAGAAAUUGCCUUGAUUUCUUAAAACAAUCUCUACAAUUUUUGAAAGAUGUCCUUACAUAAACAUAAGACCAUUUCACCGAUGUACAUCUCAAAUCCAGAUUUUAUCCCUGGCUGAAACUUCAAGUAUGGUGGAAUAUUGAUAAGCAGAGGGCUUGUUGGGACAACUUUUGGUUUGAAUCCUCUUCCCAGUCGUCAGAGUGCGUUUGUCCCUGUCAAGAAAGCCAAAGUCAUAAGCAGUCCCAAAUAUCAAAGCAUUCCUCAAGAAAACUUCCAGAAUGAAUCAACUUUGAGAACAGAAAAUAAUUUGAAAGAGGCUACAUCUCUUCAGCCGAAAUUGCCAGAAUUCAGCCUUGACUUAAAGAAAGUAGUUUCGGCGGAAAUAUCCCCCAAAAGGGCAGUUGAAGACCUUAUUGCUCAAAAUUCUCAGAUACCCCAAUCUGAAGAGGUAGUAAAGAAUGAAGAAAUCACAGAGGUAAGCUCAGUGAGCAAGGAGCCCGCCAAAUUUGAUAAAGGGAUCAGGUUUUCCAAACAGAAUGAUAAAGAACUAUUCAAAAUUCUUAACAGCCUCUGUAAAGAGCAAGGAAUGCCUAUCACAAACUUCUGGAGUGAUGCUUACCCCCUACCUAAGCCAGAGACAGAUAUCCUGAUUGCUUUAGCCAAGAGAAUCUCUUGGAAAAGGAACAGGAAGCUUGAUUUACUCAAAAGAAUCAGAAGGAUUGCUAAUAGAAAAACCUUCUCUGUCAGGGAGAAAAAGCUCCUCAAGAGGAUCAUCAACAAGCAGAAGGUUAAUGGUAUUGAAGAUAUCAACGAAAUCAUUGAGAAUUUCCCUGGGAAAUCGAUCGAGAGGUGCUACGAGGAGUAUGACAAGUUGCUUUAAUCCAAACAUUUUAUUCGUCCAUAUUAUCCUCAAAUUUCUAUA
This is a messenger RNA of Moneuplotes crassus, 921 nucleotides long. Lineage: Eukaryota; Ciliophora; Spirotrichea; Euplotida; Euplotidae. The record is from the annotation of a GenBank genome assembly.